GAAAUAAAUAACAACUAACGCAUAAAAGAACUAUCCGCCACCUACCUACUCUUCCUUCUGCUUGACCCAUAAAAUUUUAUAGAAAUUAAUAAGCACCAUAUCCAUGGCCAUGAUCAUGAGUGAAGUGAAUCACCAAAGAAUCAAAACCAACGGGAUAUGGUUGCACAUAGCAGAGCAAGGAACAGGACCACUGGUUCUGCUGCUUCAUGGCUUUCCAGAGAUGUGGUAUUCAUGGCGCCACCAGCUCAAAUACUUGGCCAACCAUGGUUAUCAUGCAGUAGCACCUGAUCUAAGAGGAUAUGGUGAUUCAGAUUCUCCUAUCAGCCCCAGUUCCUACACUUUUAUGCACGUAGUUGGUGACCUUUUAGGCCUCAUUGACCACUUUGGGGAACACCAGGCAUUUGUUGUUGGAGAUGAUUGGGGAGCAAACAUUGGUUGGCACAUGAGUCUCUUUAGGCCUGAUAGAAUUAAGGGAUUUGUUGCUAUAGGCGUUCCUUACUUCCCAAGGAUUCCAACUAUUAAAACCGUUGAAGCUAUCAGAAUGGCAUAUGGUGAUAAUACUCAUAUCUCCCAGUUCCAGGAACCGGGUCGAGCAGAGAGAGCCUUCGCAAGAUAUGAUUGUUUGACAGUGAUGAAGAAGUUCAUGUUAGCCACUUGGACCGAAUUUCUAGCAGCUCCUCCUGGCAUGGAGAUUAUUGAUUUCUUGCCAACACCUUCCGCUUUGCCAUCUUGGAUAACUGAAGAGGAACUCAUGGUCUUUGCUGACAAAUUUCAAGAGUCUGGUUUUACUGGUGCAUUCAACUAUUACCGUGCAAUGGACCUAAACUGGGAGCUUCUUGCACCAUGGGAGGGAUCAAAGAUUACAGUUCCAACAAAGUUCAUUGCUGGAGAGAGAGACUUUGGUUUCAAAAGUAGUGGGGGUACAAAGGAUUAUGUGGAAGGAGACUUGUUUAAGAGUCUCGUUCCAAAUCUGGAAGUAGUUAUAAUGGAUGGCCACCAUUUUAUACAUCAGGAGAAAGCUCAACAAGUUUCUGAUGAAAUCCUUUCAUUCAUCCGCAAAUUAUCUUCGGAUUAAGAACACACUAAACCUUCACUUUGUGAUUAUACAACUCCAGUGCCAUCAGUAAUUUUGUACAUUUUAGCUGUUAGGCAUGAUUUAGGUGCACAACCAGAAUAUUUAAAGUUUUUCCAUAUUCAAAACAAGAAUAAAACCCUUGACAUUGGUUAAAGAACAAUAAAUUGCUUCUACUGAACCAUGUUCCCUAGAUUUGGGCACACAACCAUAUGAUAAAGGACAAUACUUUUUAUUGUAUUUUCCAAAGGAUCCAAAUAAAGGUAUAGUACAUUGGUUUUGCUUCA
Messenger RNA from Arachis duranensis, 1359 nucleotides. RefSeq lists its product as uncharacterized. Lineage: Eukaryota; Viridiplantae; Streptophyta; Magnoliopsida; Fabales; Fabaceae. The coding region runs from base 104 to 1075 and encodes 323 amino acids. The record is from RefSeq and is a predicted model, not a curated record. The transcript has 4 exons. Gene Ontology annotation, molecular function: hydrolase activity.